AUGAGUGUGAACAAAAUGGACAUACCAAAACCAUUCCUUGCAAAAACUGAUGAGAAAAAGGGGUGUGGUAAUAUUGGAUGUGGUGAGUCAACGAGUGAGAAGAUGGGUUAUUGCAAGGCCUCUUGCGGUGUUCUUUUGGUCUGCUUCUUUGUUGGUCUUUGUUCUGUGUAUCAAUGUUCUGCUACUGAAGUUGAUGCAAACCAGACAGCAACAUUGAUCAUUAAUGCCUCCAGUGGUCGGCCUAUUCCUGAAACACUCUUUGGAAUUUUCUUUGAGGAGAUAAACCAUGCCGGAGCUGGUGGGAUAUGGGCAGAGCUUGUAAACAAUCGGGGUUUUGAAGCUGGGGGCCAAAACACUCCUUCAAAUAUUGCUCCCUGGUCUAUAAUUGGUGAUCAGUCAUCUUUAGUUGUAUCUACUGACCGUUCUUCUUGCUUUGAGCGGAAUAAGGUUGCUCUCCGAAUGGAUGUGCUCUGUGACAGCGAGGGCAGUAAUACUUGCCCAGCUGGUGGAGUUGGUAUAUACAAUCCAGGGUUUUGGGGAAUGAAUAUUGAACAAGGGAAGGGCUAUAAGGUGGUUCUUUAUGUUCGUUCUCCUGGACCAAUCAAUGUAUCUGUGUCAUUGACGAGCUCAGAUGGGUUGCAGACAUUGGCAACUGCUAGCAUUGUAGAUUCUGAUGUUUCAAACUGGACAAAGGCUGAGGUUCUAUUGGAAGCCAAAGGAACUAAUCCUAAUUCAAGGCUUCAGUUGACAACAUCCAGAAAAGGUGUAAUAUGGUUUGAUCAAGUGUCAGCUAUGCCUUUGGACACAUAUAAGGGGCAUGGUUUCCGAAGUGAGCUCAUUGAAAUGCUUGCUGAUAUAAAACCCCAAUUUCUCAGAUUUCCAGGUGGCUGCUUCGUUGAAGGCGAAUGGUUGAGAAAUGCAUUUCGCUGGAAGGAAAGCAUUGGACCCUGGGAGGAGAGACCGGGGCACUUUGGUGAUGUUUGGAUGUAUUGGACUGAUGAUGGAAUUGGUUACUUCGAGUUUCUUCAAGAAGCUCUUGAUGGUCUUGAGUUUGCUAGGGGUGAUUCUGAUUCUAAGUGGGGUUCUGUCAGAGCCGCAAUGGGGCACCCAGAGCCUUUUGACUUGAAAUAUGUUGCUGUCGGGAAUGAGGAUUGUGGGAAGAAGAAUUACCGAGGAAAUUAUCUCAAGUUCUACGAUGCCAUAAAAAGUGCUUAUCCUGACAUCAAAAUAAUCUCAAACUGUGAUGGGUCUUCUCGUUCUUUGGAUCACCCAGCUGAUUACUAUGAUUUUCAUAUUUAUACAUCUGCCAGCAGCCUGUUCUCUAUGAAUCGUCAAUUUGAGCGAACAUCCCGCACUGGUCCAAAGGCUUUUGUGAGUGAGUAUGCUGUGACUGGAAAAGAUGCUGGCACAGGAAGCCUUUUAGCAGCUCUUGCUGAAGCUGGAUUCCUCAUUGGGCUGGAAAAGAACAGUGAUAUUGUGGAAAUGGCAAGCUACGCACCACUUUUUGUGAAUGCCAAUGAUAGGAGGUGGAAUCCAGAUGCAAUUGUCUUCAACUCCUCAACGCACUAUGGAACUCCAAGCUACUGGGUGCAAAAAUUCUUCAGAGAGUCGAGCGGAGCAACUCUUCUUGAUGCUAAACUACAAACAAAUUACUCUACACUUGUUGCAUCUGCAAUUACUUGGCAAAACUCGGUGGAUGGGGAAACUUAUCUGAAAAUAAAGGCAAAUGCAUUUCAGAUAGUGAAUUUUGGGAAGAGUAAAGUGAAUCUCAAACUUUCUAUUGAUGGAUUGGGGCUCAAAUCACAAUUGUCUGGAUCAACACAAACUGUGCUCACUUCUUCUAAUGUAAUGGACGAGAAUUCCUUCACGAAUCCAAAGAAGGUGGUGCCAGCCCAAACUCUGCUUGAGAAUGCUGCUAAAGACAUGGAUGUUGUACUCUCUCCAUAUUCUUUAACUUCACUUGAUUUGUUAACAGAAUCAAGCAAUAUCAGGAUGCCACAAACUGAUUCUUUCUCUAGAUCAUCAUUUUAG
This is a messenger RNA of Dovyalis caffra, 2031 nucleotides long. Lineage: Eukaryota; Viridiplantae; Streptophyta; Magnoliopsida; Malpighiales; Salicaceae. The record is from the annotation of a GenBank genome assembly.